Molecule: messenger RNA, 1938 nt
Organism: Toxotes jaculatrix (banded archerfish)
Lineage: Eukaryota; Metazoa; Chordata; Actinopteri; Toxotidae
Gene: cstf2
Product: cleavage stimulation factor, 3' pre-RNA, subunit 2
Exons: 12
Coding region: 9-1487 (492 amino acids)
Biological process (GO): mRNA 3'-end processing
Cellular component (GO): mRNA cleavage and polyadenylation specificity factor complex
Molecular function (GO): mRNA binding
Source: RefSeq, a predicted model, not a curated record
UCCCCAAAAUGGCGAACGUAGCUGCUGCCGCUGCUGCUGCGGCUGCCGCCGCCGCCGCUGCCGCCGCGAAUAGAGAUCCAGCCGUUGACCGUUCGUUACGAUCCGUGUUUGUGGGGAACAUUCCGUAUGAAGCGACAGAGGAACAGCUGAAAGACAUCUUUUCUGAAGUCGGACUAGUUGUCAGCUUCAGGUUAGUAUACGACAGGGAGACAGGAAAGCCAAAGGGAUAUGGCUUCUGUGAAUAUCAAGAUCAGGAGACGGCUCUCAGUGCCAUGCGGAACCUGAAUGGGAGAGAGUUCAGCGGUCGGGCUCUCCGUGUAGACAAUGCAGCCAGUGAGAAAAACAAGGAAGAGCUCAAAAGUUUGGGAACUGGAGCUCCCAUUAUUGAGUCUCCUUAUGGAGAUAGUGUCCAGCCAGAGGAGGCCCCAGAGUCCAUCAGCAGAGCUGUGGCCAGUCUACCACCAGAGCAGAUGUUUGAACUUAUGAAACAGAUGAAGCUGUGUGUGCAGAACAGUCCCCAGGAGGCGAGGAACAUGCUGCUGCAGAACCCUCAGCUGGCUUAUGCUCUGUUGCAGGCCCAAGUGGUCAUGCGGAUUGUUGACCCUGAGAUAGCCUUGAAAAUGCUCCACCGUCAGACAGCAGUCCAGCCUCUGAUUCCCAGCGGACAAGGUGGAGGAGCAGCCCCAGUCAACCCGCCUCCAGCACAGCCCAGUGUGCCAGUGUCUCAGCCGCAGCCCGUGCCGGGGAUGCAUGUCAACGGAGCCCCUCAAAUGAUGCAACCUCCCAACAUGGGUGUUGUCCCUGGACCAAUGCCUGGGCCGGGACCGGGCCCAGGACCAGUCGGACCUCCAGGACCAGGCGGUAUCCCCCCCAGAGGCCUGCUAGGAGAUGGUCCUAAUGAUCCCAGAGGGGGAACUCUGCUGUCUGUAACUGGAGAGGUCAUAGACCCCAACCGGGGCUACAUGCCAGCUCCACCACCCCACCAAGCCCCACCUGUGCACAUGUCCCAAAUGGGAAGUGGACCCCCUCCGGAUAUGAGAGGACCUCCAAUGGAUAUGAGAGGCCCACCCAUGGGUGAAUCACGAAACAUGAUGGGUGACCCCAGGGGACCCCCGAUGAUGGAGCCAAGGGGACCUCCGAUGGAAACCAGAGGUCGUGACCCGAGGGCGAUGGACGCUCGUGGCCCAGUGACGGCUCAGAGAGUUCCCAUGGCAGGCGCAAUGCAAGGCCCUGUUCCUCACAGCAUGGGUCCAAACGCUCCUCCACCUGCAAGACCGGGUCCUGGUAUUUCUGGUGUUCCUCCUUCAGGAGGUGGCUUCAGUCCCGGGCAGAGUCAGGUCUCCACACAGGACCAGGAGAAGGCUGCCCUGAUCAUGCAAGUCCUGCAGCUGACCCCAGAACAGAUCGCCAUGUUGCCCCCGGAACAGCGGCAGAGCAUCCUCAUCCUCAAAGAGCAGAUUCAGAAGACCGCAGGAGGAGCACCCUGAUGGCCCGAUGGAGUAAGAAUCUCAAAAAGGCAGAGGUGGAGUUUUUUUCUUUUUCCAUCAUGUCACACAGAUUUCCAGACUCAGAUUUAGAAAUACAUUCUUGCAUUGUCAUGGAGCAACUUUAUAAUUUCUGUCUACCUUCCUUGUUUAUUAAUUUUUUCAUGAAACAUAUCGGGACUCCACCCUGACCCUGUCACCUUCAGCUUCAACGUGUCUGAAGACGCCUCAGCUUAGUUGGGAACUUUGUAUAGUUUUUCUUAAAAGUCCUAUUGUCUGGUGUUUGUGGACUGAUAAAUAAGCAAAACCUUUAUUGAGAGGUUGACCUUUAUUAUCAACCUCUCAAUAAAGGUGAACAGAGCUAAAAUUACCAUGAGGUUUCAUUCUUUUCCUUCAAAGUCAACUGUUUUUAUGUUCUUUCAUCUGGAAACUGCUUUUCUGGAUAUUGUUUUGU